UGAAAGAAAAUUGUCGGGAAAUACAGACUCUAGCUAUUUUCCGCCGACAACGCACAGUGUAUAUAAACAUAUAUACUUGUGUGCGCACAAGCGAUCUUUCUCACGAUGACAUAGAGAAGGCCGGCUUAAUUAUAAAUUAGCCAAAAGUAGAGAGAUUUGUAUAAAUUUGGCAAACAUAGAGAACUGCAUAUUUAUCACGCGUCGUAAUAGGCUUAAAGUACCGCAAAUUCUAAGCCUGCAGCCAGUGAUAUGAAUCUCGCCAUCACCAAGCCAUAUACAUGGCAUGGGUGCUUCAUGCAAAAAAUAUUUAAUUAAUUAAAGUGUAGAAAGUACUGCCCAAAUGUAAAACAAACAUGCAAACUAACAAUCUAAUCUCCGGCUUUUUUUUACAAUAGAGUUGUUUGACAUGUACCUACAUCAAACCUGUUUGAAUAAUAUAAUGAAUUUUUGUCAAAUCGAUGGUUUGGAGAGGUAGUUUUUCUUAAAUUAAAGUAAAUCUCAUAUGGUGCCCCCAAUUACAAUUAGUAAAUAUAUGAUGGCGAGGUGUGCAGAUCACUGGCUGAUGUAGUGGUGUGAUUCAUUUUCUCGCUUCAGGUAAAGAGCCAAUGUGCUUGUACGGGUACGCGGACGGUAGUUGGCAGUUGACGCUGCCGGAGGAGAUGGUGCCGCCAGGCCUGCCGGUGCCGACACGAGGCAUCAACCGCCGGCGAGAUUAUGUGAACCGUUCUGACUACCUGACACUCGUCGCCCACCACUCCGACUCGUGGCUCAUGGGUGUCACCUUUUUCUUGUCCACUCAUCUCGACGCCAACCAAAGGAUACAUUUAUUUAAUAUGGUAAACGAGAUGCGAACAGUCCAUGACGAAUUCUAUAUCUCUCUUACGUGGUUCCAUGGCAAAUGUGUGAACGUAACUGCCUCUGAAGCAGAACAUAUCAAAGAAUACAAGUGUCCUGGCUGCAUCCGCGAGGUGAUCGGAGAGUAG
Messenger RNA from Aegilops tauschii subsp. strangulata, 983 nucleotides. NCBI's taxonomy places the organism in Eukaryota, Viridiplantae, Streptophyta, Magnoliopsida, Poales, Poaceae. The record is from RefSeq and is a predicted model, not a curated record.